GGACGACUGUGGGAAUCGAAUAACAUAACUAUUUUGAAUUAAGGUUAAUCAAAAAGCAUGGAUUUUGUGCUCAGAAUGGUUUUCCCUCUGUUUGUUCUUUCUUUUGGGCAGUUAAUAAGCGUUAGUAAUGGACAGGGUGAGAGACCAUAUAAUAGCAUGAUUAAAGUUAAUAAUGGAGGGAAAUGGGGCUCAUGGGGGAGAAUAGAGAUGUGUCCCGCUGGAACCUAUGCUAUAGGCUUUGGUCUCAAAGUUGAACAAUCACAAAAAGGGGGAGAUGACACAGCCCUAAAUGGAAUUUCCCUUCGCUGCAGCGGACCCUCAUUGGAUACUCCAUCCUCUGCUACAGUCCGGUCUGAUGAAGGAAGCUGGGGGUCUAUGACACAGGACACUUGGUGCAGCAGCGGUGGAGUGUUAACGUCAUUUCAGCUACGUGUAGAAGGCCCUCAAAGAUUUGGUGAUGAUACUGCUGCCAACAACAUUAAGUUUAAGUGCAGCUCGGGAGAAAUACUCACCGGCGAUGGCAUGUCCUGGGGACGAUGGGGUGAAUGGAGUGCUUGUUGUCAUGGGGAAAAGAUCUGUGGGAUCCAAACAAGAGUUGAGCGUCCACAGAGAGUUAAAGAUGACACCGCCCUUAAUGAUGUGCAAUUUUAUUGCUGCUCCUAAGUAAAUGAAGGCGGCAUGGAGAAAAAAUAAAUAAAAAGGACCUUCUUCCUCCAUCCUUAUUCUGCUUUGUCUCAUAAUGGAAAUUUCCCUUUCUAUCAUUUACUACUUUGCAUCUAAACCUUUAAAUGCAUAAAUAUAAUCAUGAGCUGCAUAUAGAUUUCUGUCAUUCCAGUGACU
This is a messenger RNA of Clarias gariepinus (North African catfish), 840 nucleotides long. RefSeq names its product vitelline membrane outer layer protein 1-like. Bases 58 to 663 code for a protein of 201 amino acids. The record is from RefSeq and is a predicted model, not a curated record. Lineage: Eukaryota; Metazoa; Chordata; Actinopteri; Siluriformes; Clariidae. The transcript has 5 exons.